Anopheles marshallii is the source of this 10026-nucleotide messenger RNA. RefSeq names its product trithorax group protein osa (gene osa). The transcript is spliced from 16 exons. Gene Ontology annotation, cellular component: brahma complex; SWI/SNF complex; nucleoplasm. The record is from RefSeq and is a predicted model, not a curated record. Bases 1 to 10026 code for a protein of 3341 amino acids. Gene Ontology annotation, molecular function: DNA binding; nucleosome binding. Gene Ontology annotation, biological process: chromatin remodeling; regulation of transcription by RNA polymerase II; positive regulation of DNA-templated transcription. Lineage: Eukaryota; Metazoa; Arthropoda; Insecta; Diptera; Culicidae.
AUGGGUGAUCCGAAAAGUCAAAAGUCCGCAUCAGGAGUAGGAGGAGGUGUGGCGGGAACAACCGGUGGAGGGGCCGGUGGGGUCCCGGGAGGAGCAUCCUCGACGGCAGCCGCCUCUGCCACGACUACGACGACAACUGCUGCUGCAAACACACCGGUAACGACGCCGCAGCAGCAGCAGCAACAUCAUCAGCCGCCUUCGCAUCAUCCGCAUGCGCAGCUGCAGCACCACCAUCAGCAGCCGCCCCCUCCGCCACCGCCCCACCAUUCGCAUGCACCGCACCCACUGCAUAUGCCGCCGCAUCCGCAUCAACACCAUCACCCGCACCACCAUCAACCGGGACCGCCGGGUGCGGGUGGUGACCAUCAACCACCACCGCCACCACCAGGCCAUGGGCCACCGCCACACCAUUCUUCGCCCUACGAACACCACCAUCCGGUACCGGGUGCCGGUCCGGGUGAGGCACCGAACGGGGGCGGUUCCGGUGCAGGGGGAGCCGGCGGAAAGGAUGAAUCGUUGCCACCGCCGCACCAUGGCCACGGGCCUCCACCACCGCCACCGCACGGUGGUGCCGGUGGUCCACCGCCACCACCCCCGAUGGGUCACCACCAUCAUCAGAUGCAGCAUCACGGGCAGGUGUACGGUCAGCCGCCACCGCCGGCAAUGCAGCAUCAGCAGCAGUACGCGCCCCGCUACCACCAUCACCAUCCCCAUCAUCCGCACGACCCGAACGUGCAGCCGCCGGGUGCUGGUGGAGCACCCGACCCAUACGCACACUAUCACGCGCAUCGAAUGGGUGCGGCAGCAGCCGCCGCAGCAGCGGCCGCAGCGGCUGCUGCCUCGACCGGUGGUGCCGGUGGUGGUGGGGGCGCCGGUGGUGCGGGCACACCGCCACCGCAGCAUACCGGGGGAAAACCGGCGGCCGCGGCCGCCGCAGCAACGGCAGCCGCCGCCGCCGCAGCAGCAGCAGCCACCGGCAGUCCGAUGCAUGGGCGGCACAGCCGCUACAUGUCUCAGCAGCCGACGGCCGCUGGUGCCGGUGGUGCUGGAGCUGGUGGGCAGCCACCACCACCCGGUGGAGGUGCGAACGCACCACCGCCCGGUGGACCAGCCGCCGGUGGCCCGACGCCGACACUUAACUCGCUGCUACAGUCGCAUCCACCGCCGCCACCACAUCCGGGUGCACCGCAUCACCGCUAUCCACCGACCGGGUACGACCCAUCCGCACCCCAGGGUCAACAGCCGCCCGGGCCCGGUCAACCGCCCGGUCCUGGUGGUGGACCGCCCGGUCAAGGACAGCCCGGUAUGCAUCCGUACCAUGGUGGGCAUCAACAGCAGGGUUGGGCCCCGCCGCCCCGACCCUACAGUCCCCACUCGCAACCGUAUCGACCGCCACCACCGGGUAAUACCGGACGAGGACAGUCACCAUAUCCGCCGGGCCCACCGGGCCAAGCGCCCGGCAGCUAUCCUCCACCUCAACCGCCCGGGCAGGGGUCGCAACAGCAGCCACCACCGGGUCCACCCCAGUCGGCCGGUAGCCAACCCGGCGCGGCACCAGGAGCUCCACCGGGCCAGGGACCACCGCCGGCGGGUACCCCUGGUGGGCCCGCUGGCGGAGCGCCCGGCCAAUCACCGCAGCAUCAUCCACCCACAUCGCAGGGACCGCCCGCCAAUACUCAGUAUACUCCUUACCAGCCACAGCGCUAUCCGACGCCAGGCGGACCCAACGCACCGAACCAUCGUACGCCGUAUCCGCCGCAUCAGUACGAACCCGUCAGGUCGUGGCCAUCGCCAGCUGCUAGUCCGGGACCGGGUCCGGGACAUAUGCCUCCCUCACCACACGGCCCUCCACAAAGUCCUGGACAGCAGCAGCAGCAGCAACACAGUGGCCCCAGUCCGUCACCGCAGCCACCACAACCAGCUCCAUCACCGCAUCAGGAUUCCACGGGUCAGAACAGUAAUGACAGCACAACAGGAGGUAGUGGCGGGCCUGGCAAUUCCACAGGGCCAACGGGAGUGCACGGUGCACCCGGUACACCGAACUCUUCCUCCUCUUCGUCGUCUCAGGGUAUGAGACCAACGCCGUCGCCAACUGGUUCUGGCAGCGGUUCACGUUCUAUGUCGCCGGCAGUAGGCCAGCAAAGUGUUUCGAUGCCUCCUCGUCCAUCCAGCAGUCACUCGCAAACUCCAAAUCAGCAACAGCAGGGUCCGAAUCAUCAGCACGGCAGCAGUAACAGUAAUCUCGUGCACGGCAAUCAGACACAGGGACCGCCGGAUCAUCACGCCCGUGUUGCCUCACCGAAUCGUCCACCGUCGGCCUCCGCACAGCAACUACCGCCCGUGUCGACUGCCCCGUCAGGCAGUGUAUCGUUGCCACCGUCGUCUCAGGCAGGCGGCGGAGGAUCGACCGGUCCAGCGGCAGGUAUGGCCGCUCAAGGCUACCAGGCGCAAGCGCCACAUCCGCCGCACAUGCACGGUCCCUACAAGAUGGGUCCCGGAGGGCCCGGUGGUAUGCCUCCGGGCGGUCCGGGACAGCAGAUGUCUCCGUAUCCACCACCACCCCCUCACCAGCAACCACCACCGCAGUCGCAGCAGUAUUCACCACACUCGCCCGCGAGUUACUCGCCGCGUCCGCAGUAUCCGGGGGCGUAUGGGCCAUCACCACCCGUACCGGGACCACCGCCACCACCCGGGACACAGUCACCCCAACAGGGUCCACCCGGUAGUGGUGGCCCACCACCACCACAUCCACCACCCGGCGGCUAUCCGGGGCAACACCGCAUGCCUAAUCAUGUGGGUGCCGGUGGUCCGCCACCACCGCACUCGCAGUACCCUCCGCAUCAGUAUCCACAUCAGCCACCAAGUCCUUGGGGACCACCACACACACAGGCCGGACCGGGAGGAGCCGGUACGGGCCAUGUAAAUAAUCAUGUACAGCAAUCGCAACAGGGACAGAGCGGUCCGCCGACACCUGGCGGAGCAGGAGGCCCUCGGCAAGGCAAGGGUAUGCCGCCGGGGCCACCGGGAGCUGGCGGAGUGCAUCCGCAGUCACCCCAGCAGCAGCAACACUCACAACACCACCAGCCGCCACCACAUCAUCAACCGCACCAUCAAGCCCAUCAUCAGCCGCCCCACCAUCCGGGACAACCCCAGUCCCAGCAACCUCCGCCCCAGAGUGGUUCACCGCAACCGCUCAACUACCUAAAGCAACACCUUCAGCACAAGGGUGCGUACAGCGGUGCCCCUAGUCCUACGCCACCACCCGGCCAGGGCUAUGGUAACGGUCCCGGCAUGCAUCCACCGAUGGGUCCACCUCACCACAUGGGUCCACCGAUGGGGUUACCGCCACCGCCGAAUGCAAGCAGUAUGGGUCCACCACCACCGGCCGGUACGCCACCCAGCCAGUCUCCUUCUGGUGCUGGAGGUAGCGCCGUAGGACACCAGCAUCCGUCGCAGCAAGAUAGUGGCCAUCCGCCUUCGCCGCAUCAGCAACAGCCUCCGACGCAACCACAGCAUCCGGGACAACAAUCCCAACAAUCGCAACAACAACCUCCCCACUCGCCCCACCACCAUGCGCACGGGCCGCCACCCCAUGCGCAGCACCAACCGGGACACCAUCCCGGGGCCGAUGUGCCACCGCAACCACAUCAUGGGCUUUUGGCGGGAGCGGGACAGGAUAAUGGCAUCAUAAACGCGACUGGUGGGCCCGGUGGAGGAGCGGGAGGAGGUCCCCAUCAUCACCAUCAUCCCCAUCAUCAUCAUCCAGUUACCUCACUCGUUACGACGGGACCUGAUGGCGCACCACUCGACGAAGCCAGUCAGCAGAGUACCUUAUCCAAUACCUCAGUAGCUUCCGGAGAAGAUCCUACGUGCUCGACGCCGAAAUCGCGGAAAAACGAUCACUACAACCAAAGCCAUCUGACGGGCACCAACACGCCGUCGUCGUCGAACGCGUCGCCCGGGCCGCACAACGCACACGAAGACUUCGAACUCAACUCGUCCCCAACGUCCUGGCCCCGGACGCCAGCUAGUCCAGUAUUUAACAGUCACGUUCCUCCCACGCCGGAGACACCUUUUAGAUCAACUAAGCAGAAAUCGGACAGUUUGAACAAGUUGUACGAGAUGGACGAUAAGCCGGAGCGACGAGUGUUUCUGGACAAGCUGCUGGCGUACAUGGACGAGCGAAGAUCGCCGAUCACGGCCUGUCCGACGAUCUCGAAGACACCGUUGGAUCUGUACAAGCUGUACGUGUACGUGCAGGAGCGUGGCGGGUUUGUUGAGGUGUGUAAGGUUACCAAGAGCAAAACGUGGAAGGAUAUCGCCGGUAUGCUAGGUAUUGGUGCAAGCAGCAGUGCAGCCUACACGCUGCGAAAACAUUACACAAAGAAUUUGCUACCGUUCGAAUGCAAGUUUGAUCGCGGUGGCAUCGAUCCGGGUCCGAUCAUUGCACAGGUGGAGGCGGGUUCGAAGAAAAAGUCUGCCAAAACUACUUCCGUUCCCUCGCCAGGUUCAUCCAACUCGCAAGACUCUUUUCCCGCGCCUGGCAGCAGCAGUGCCUCAAUGGAUGGUUAUGGGCCGUAUCCUGGUAGCGGAUAUCCGCCAGGUUCUACACCGGACUAUGUGCAGCAGCAACAGCAACAACAAGGUAGUGCCGGAGGUCCACCGGGUGCUACUACCGCCGUGGCACAACCGGGUCCGGGACAGCAACAAACACCACAACCCCAGCAAAGGCCACCUUCGCAACAGAGUGGCACUCAGUCUCCUCAUCCAGGUUCGGCACCGCCUGCCUCUGGCGAUAACAUUAGCGUGAGCAACCCUUUUGAUGAUCCUGUGGGUCCACAGCGUCCCCCAUAUCAACAGGGUGCUCCCUAUCCACCGGUUUCACGUCCCCAAGGCGCACCUUAUCAAGGACAGCCGGGAGGUUACGGACAGUAUGGUGCACCAGAUCAGUACGGUCCGUCUGCGGGCACACCGCCUGGACAAUAUCCACCACCGCCCGGUCAGCAGGGACAGUACCCGCCAACGAACCGACCGCUCUAUCCUCCAUAUGUACCGCCAGAAACUGGAGAAGGAUCUCUCUACAGAGGCACACCACCAUCGUCGGCGGCCGGGGUUCCUGGACCUCCAUCUGCGGCUGAUCCCUACCGUGGAUACGGCAGCUCUCCAUACCCUCCGCCACCCCAGCAACGACCAUAUCCGCCGCAACAGCAACCUGUCGUCAGUGCGGCCCCAGGAGUUCCUCCGGCAGGUACUCCUCCAAUUCCGGGUCAGGCUGGUGGUGCCUCACAAGGGCAGGUGCCACCAGGUGGCCCACCAUCACAGCAGCAACAGCAACCGCAACAAACACCUCCACCACAGCAGCAACCUGGCGCACAAGGACAACCGGGUGCACCUGGUGGUUAUCCGGCACCGGUCGGUCAACCGGGCGUGCCUCAAUCAGCAGCCGAUUACUACCGACAGCAACAGGAACAGGCUCUUCCCUACCCACAGCCCAACCAGCCGCGUCGUCAUCCGGAUUUCGAAAAGAGCCAACAGCCCUACCCUCCAUACCAGCAACGGCCUCAGAUGUAUCCAGGUGGAUGGCAAGCAGGCCCUGGUGGUCAAUACCGUGGUCAGUAUCCUCCGCAAAGCCCUCAGCAACAGUGGGCACAUAAUGGUCCCCGGCCAAGCGGUCCUCCGGGACCGCCCGGUGCUGGUGGCCCUCCGGGAGGUCCACCGGGCGCUCCAGGUCAGUGGGGAGCCGCCACGGAUGUUAAUCGCUACCCCCUCAAUCAACAACAACCACCUUAUCCAACGCAUCAGCAGAGUCAACAACAACCCUGGAAUCAGAUGCCACCAACGUCGCAGAAUUCACCACUACGACCACCAUUACGCAGUGGCAAACCGUAUCCGCCAAUGGCGGGAGCCGGUCCUGGUGUUCCCACACCACCUGGUUCCAUGCCUGGAAUGCCACCCACCAGCAUUAACACGCCUCCGCAACAGCCGGGAGUUGUGAGUGGACCUCCUGGUACAACCACGUCAUCUGGACCGGUCGUUCCUGUUACGGGCGGUGUUCCGCCCGUUGUUCCCUCCGCUGGCGGCGUAGUACCGGGUAGUGGCGUGCCUUCCGUUGCUGGUAAUGCCAGUGGCGUGGUACCCGGAGCAGUUCCGGCAGCUAAUGCGUCACCAGCGGUUAAAGCACAGCCCACUGUGCAAGGCGGAGGACAAGUGCAACCGGCUGGGCCUAACUUUCAACCUUCUGGUACCGGUGGUGUACAGCAAAAGCGAGACAUUGUGUUCCCUACGGAUAGUGUGGAAGCUACCACACCGGUACUGUACCGGAGAAAGCGCAUCACUAAACUGGAUAUUGGCCAAACUGAUGCCUGGCGGAUAUUUAUGGCACUACGUUCUGGACUGCUCGUUGAAAGCACCUGGGCGUUGGAUGUGCUAAACAUUCUGCUGUUCGAUGACUCAUCCGUUGCUUACUUCGGACUAGCGCACAUGCCGGGACUGUUGAAUUUACUGCUAGAUCACUUCCAGAAGAGUCUUUGCGAUAUGUUUGAGAGUGGCAAAAGGGAAGGCACAACAAACCGAUUCAGCGUUGAAGGAAGUAAUCGUGCCGCUCUGCUGGACAAAAUGCUAGACGUUGAUGACGAUGAUGAAACGGAGAAGGGCGAAGAACAUGGUCGAAAAAUGGAUCAACAAACUUCCGUAGUCAAUACCUCCUCGAUCGCGGUGACCACAACCACCGAAACGACGAUAAAGCUGGAACCAUCGUCGCCCAUAAUGAUGGCAACGACUACAAUGACAACUACUACCACCAUGAUCAAGCAGGAGAAGCUAGAGAAUGGUUUACCGGAUGCCGCUUCCCUGCAUCACAAUGGAACGCAGGAGAACGGUGGUACCAAAGGAGGUUCUACUAAAAGUGCUGGUUCGGCGAUAGAUAGACGAAGAACCACGCAGUGUUAUGCGAGACGCAACACGAAACUAUGUGAUUCGAAUGAGGAACUAGAUCUGGGUGCGGUAAAGAAUCCACCGAACCCGGACGAACGUACAUUGAUACUUACGUCGACUACGAACUACACGAUGACGUCUCGCAAGGGUCGUCCGGUAAAGAUUCAUCCCGCAGAGGAGGAUGUGUUUGUGCUCGACCAUAGGAGGGAUUGGGACCGAGCGUCCGAUUAUCAGUAUCAGCGAGACACUGAAGUCGGGGGUGAUCCGUGGACGGCCGGUCAUACUGAUCCAGAUCCGCAUGAUUACAUUAUGGACACGUUCCGGGCCGAGUUUGUGAACAUUCCAUUUGCAAAAUACAUUAAAACCAGCGCCAAGUAUGCUGAGGCUGCUAAGACGGCCAGCACCAUCACCACCCGGAACGGCAAGCGGAUAGGAGCCAACAUUAACAACAACAAUUGUUACAUUAGCACCGUGAGUAACAAUAACAACAGUGCAAAGUGUACAAGUAAAAACGGUCGGGAGCUGCAGCAUCAGCAGGAACCAGAAGUACAAGAAGCACCAGUUGAGAAAAACACGACAACGGCGUUGAAAAACACGUCAGAAGAGGUGAUGGAGAUGGAUGUGGACAUAAAGGAGGAGGAGCUGCUAUCGCCACCGAAGCGAAGGAAAGAGGAAUCGUCCGCAACGCCACCGACGUUACGCACCCGGAAAGAUCACCAUAUCGCGCGGUUGAUGAAUGGUGAAAGUGGCGAGGAGGAAGAAGCGAGGGAAAAGGUGGUGGAUAGUGGUGUGGAUAAGGUGGUAAAGAACUGUAUAAUGAAGAAAGAGAAAGCGACGGUAGAUGACAAGGAAGCAGCACCAGGCGAGACAGUUGAUGGCAAGGUUGCUGCAAAGGGUACGACUCCGACGCCAAUGGAUGCGGACUGCCGCGAGAUCGAUAUGGAGCUGGAGAAGACGUCGAGUUUAUCGAAUGGUCCACAAGAACCGGCGCAUAACGCUGAUAAUGAGCGGGAAAAUAGUAGCGAAACAAGUGAAUCGUCGGCAACGACUGAACGUGAACCGCAACCUCAGCAAAAUAGUGUGAAAUCGGAGGAAUGUCAGAAGUCAUCAGCAGUCGUAAAACUGGUCGACGAAAAGAUGGACAUCGAUGAACAGGAAGAAGAUGAUGUUUCGUCUGUAGUAAUUCCGAUGGUUGGAAAGACGAUAGCCUUCGACAUUGCGGAAACGGUGCGUGAUCCGGCCCGAGUGCUCAAACGUCGACGUAUGAGUGACUACGAGGACGAGUGUUACACACGGGACGAAGCUAGCCUGUACCUCGUGACCGAGGGACAGGAUGCACUGGCUAGGCGUUGUGUAGCCAUCUCGAACAUCUUGCGCAAUCUCACCUUCCUGCCAAACAACGAGACGGAGUUCUCCAAAUCAUCCCGCUUUCUGGCGAUACUCGGCAAGCUGUUGCUACUGAACCAUGAGCACCCGUUGCGUACUAAAAAGACACGCAACUAUGACCGCGAGGAAGAUGCUGAUUUCUCCGACUCGUGCAGCAGCUUGCAGGGUGAGCAUGAGUGGUGGUGGGACUUUCUGGUGCAAAUUCGCGAGAAUAUGCUAGUGGCCACGGCAAACAUUUCCGGCCAGCUCGAUUUGUCCCGUUUCGACGAGCCGAUCUCACGCCCAAUCCUGGACGGACUGCUGCACUGGGCGGUGUGCCCGUCGGCGCACGGUCAGGAUCCGUUCCCAACGCUCGGUCCGAAUGCGGCCUUAUCGCCACAGCGGUUAGCGCUCGAGGCACUGUGCAAGCUGUGUGUGACGGACGCAAAUGUGGAUCUGGUAAUAGCGACACCACCAUUUUCGCGGCUCGAAAAGUUGUGCUCGGUGCUAACACGUCAUCUAUGCAAGAACGAGGAUCAGGUGUUGCGCGAGUUCUCGGUCAAUUUGCUGCAUUAUUUGGCUGCUGCCGACAGUUCGAUGGCACGCACGGUUGCACUGCAAUCACCAUGUGUGUCGUAUCUGGUGGCAUUCAUCGAGCAAGCCGAACAAUCAGCAUUGGGUGUUGCCAACCAGCACGGAAUUAACUUCCUACGAGAUAAUCCUGACUCGAUGGGCACCAGUCUUGAUAUGUUGCGAAGGGCUGCCGGUACGUUGCUGCACCUAGCGAAACAUCCGGACAAUCGACCCCUGUUCAUGCAGCAGGAGCAACGACUGCUAGGGCUAGUCAUGAGCCACAUACUGGACCAGCAGGUUGCGCUCAUUAUCUCCCGUGUACUGUACCAGUGCUCUCGGGGAACUGGACCGCUUACGACGAUGGAGAUCGAAUCGGGAGGUAAAACGAACACUUCGAGCAACUCCUCCAACUCCUCCUCAGUAAUGGCUGCUUCCAACUCUUCGUCUAUGAUGGAAACAAAAUCGGGAGCUGACUCGAAAACAACAUCAACAGCGAUGUCUACCAAUGGUAACAGCAGCAGCAGCAGUAGUUUACCGACCACAGCGGAUGGUUCUUCCCCGAGUGCUGCAACGAAUGGCAGUGGCGCGCCAGUAACGAACAAUGGAACUGUGACUAUCACCCAAACAGCCGCGACGAACGGACAGGUGACAGCGGAAGAAUUUGUCACACCAUCCACUCCUUCCUCAACCGCUAACGUUUCUGAGGGUGUGGAUAGCAGCAGCAAUCGGACUGCCAACGUUGAUGCAUCUUCCAUGGCAGCUUCGACGGCGGUAGUUGCUGGGUUUGAUGAGUCCAGUUCUUCGUCGUCCUCGAACACUGCGGCAGAUCACGGUGCAUCGGCAACUAACACGCCUGCCUCCCCUGCAGCAGCGACGAGCGUAACAUCGGUGAACCCGGAUGGAACGUCCAACAGCAACGCCAGUACGGCAACAACAAACAGUGGUAGCACUAGCAGCAGCAGUAAUUGCAGUAGCAACAACAGUAGUAGCAACAAUAGUAGCAGUAGCAGCAACAGCAGCAGCAACAGCAGUAGUAACACCGUUCCCACGAGUCCAUCAGCCGUAGCAGCUACAAACCCUUCCUCCCCAGCAGCGAAUGUCGCUACAGCACCUCCACAACCAUCGUCACAGCAUCCGAUAACGGCAUCAUCGUAG